AAGAAACUUUUUUUAACUCGUGACUUGAAAAUAAAUUACUUCAGUAAUUCUAUAUUGUUUUAAAGGAAAGAACUUUUGUUUUCAUAUUUUCGUGAAAUUACAAAGAAAAGUAAUUUGAAUUCAUCAUGAAUGUUAAUAACAUUUUCAUAUUAUUCAUUUUAUCUGUUGUAAUUAAUAAUUAUCAAUUAAUUACUGCUCAACCUGAUGAUGAUGAUAUCGAAAAAAAAUAUGAUCCUGGGAUCCACUGCAUCGGAAAGGAUAAAAUAAAAAUACUAUUCACUGAAUCAUCUGAAGUAAGUCAUGAACAGGUCAAACAUGUUAAUGUCGAUUAUUAUUUCUGUCCUGGUAAAUAUCAUGGAUAUUUGAAAGAAAGAAUGGCAAAAAAAUAUUGUAUUGAUAAAAAUAAUAGAAACGAUAAUGGUUCAUAUAUGUGUAGACCGUAUCCAUUUAUUUGGAAUCGUAAACCUUCUACUAAAAAUUUUUUUAAUCAAAAUGAUCAUCAUUCGAUGUCAUGUUUGAAGGUGUUGAAAAAAAAGACACAUUUUAAAAAGUCGAGCGAGAAAAAUCCUGACGAUGUUGAUUUCACAGGUUACUAUUUUAAAGAUGAGGCUAUAGCCAAAUGCAUAAGUACGCGAAAAGUAUAUGUACAUUUUUAUUAUUCAGUACAAACAGCAAUGACAUUUUAUUUCUGUUAUGGCAAUAAACAUAUUUAUCGAUGGAAAAAUGAUGCAUUACAAUUAUGUAUUAACCAUUUUUCUAAUAAUAAAUAUAAAUGUAAAAUACAUCCAGGUUCUUAAAUAUAAUACGAAUAUUUUUUUCUCAUGUUAUUCAAAUAACAUUUAAAUUGUAUACAAUUCAUAAACAAAUGAAUUUACUACUGUUAAAUUUUACGACUUUACUUGAUAAAUAAAGAUAACAGUACAUAAAAAUAA
Molecule: messenger RNA, 932 nt
Organism: Leptopilina boulardi
Lineage: Eukaryota; Metazoa; Arthropoda; Insecta; Hymenoptera; Figitidae
Exons: 5
Coding region: 126-797 (223 amino acids)
Source: RefSeq, a predicted model, not a curated record